AUGUCCGACUUGGAGUUGAUCUGUUUGCCUGGAUCCCCCUGGAGCGCCAAAGCGUUUUGGAUCCUCGAUGCUUGCUCCAUCAGCUUUCGAAAGCGGCCUUUUGAGCCUUUUGCUGAUGAGCUAUGGCUGCGCUACAAGUUAGGCCUGGGGCCGUGGCAUCGGCGUUUUUGGACGCGGCUCACGGUUCCGAUUGCCAUCGUGCCCACAGGUACAAGCAACGGCUCCGGCGUCCUCACUGAGUCCUUCGACAUCGCAGAGUGGGCCUUGCGCAAGUCUCCAGGUGACGAGCCGCUGACAGAUGCGACGCUUCAAGCGCUUCGUGGCUGGAAUGAUUUGAGUGAUGUCGUCAUGCAAUACGGCCGAGCCGCCUUUGUGGAUGCGGCGAAGAAGGAUGUCCGUGUGGCCAUGGAGGUCCUGGCCCCGCCUUGGAUGAAGAAGCUGCCAUACUUCAUCAAGAAGCUUGUAAUGACCGUCGCUGUCAAGGUCUUUGCCUUCAAGUACGGGCGUGAGAAUGCAGGGAGCAAGCUUGAAGCGGUCAUGGAGGCAGUCCAGAAAAUCCGGGCGGCGCUGCAAAACGGAGGGGGCAAGUUCCUGAUGAACGACAGGUUCUCUUAUGCGGACAUGGUCAUGGCCAUUGCGCUGAACUUCUUGGUGCCCAGCGAGGGCGUCCUGUUGUUUUGCAUCCCCAAGAAGUUCCAGACGGACGCUCCGGAUCUCCUCCGGGACUUCGAAGAUGUGAAACUCGGGCAUAUUCCUUUGGAACCAUGUCUUUUGAGAUGUCCGCGCAAUCCUGCACCGUCCUUACGGCGUCCGUAG
Molecule: messenger RNA, 816 nt
Organism: Symbiodinium natans
Lineage: Eukaryota; Dinophyceae; Suessiales; Symbiodiniaceae
Source: the annotation of a GenBank genome assembly